Olea europaea var. sylvestris is the source of this 536-nucleotide messenger RNA. Its product is annotated as kinesin-like protein KIN-UB. Gene Ontology annotation, biological process: microtubule-based movement. The record is from RefSeq and is a predicted model, not a curated record. Gene Ontology annotation, molecular function: ATP binding; microtubule binding; microtubule motor activity. Bases 138 to 521 code for a protein of 127 amino acids. The transcript is spliced from 3 exons. Lineage: Eukaryota; Viridiplantae; Streptophyta; Magnoliopsida; Lamiales; Oleaceae.
AAGUCGACUAAAAAGACUAAAAACACCAUUCCUUUUCAGUUAAUUACCAGGCAACACCCUUUCCUUGUAUUAGCUUCUGGGUUUUCUCGUGUCCAAGAAAUUUUCAUUUCUUCAAUCGAAGAGAAAAAUAUAGAGAGAUGGCUACAAGCGGAGUUUACAGAAACGGCUCAAAUAAGGCACCGAAUCUCCGUGCAUCAUCUUCCUUCAAAUCGAAACUUCCGGUAUCGAAUGUCCGCCGCAGCAUCCCCGGCGGGGCCACUGACACCGUUUCUGGAAGAGUUCGAGUCGCUGUAAGAUUGCGGCCUCGAAAUGCUGAAGAAAUGGCAGCAGAUGCAGAUUUUGCUGACUGUGUGGAGUUGCAGCCUGAGCUUAAAAGAUUGAAACUUCGAAAAAACAAUUGGGAUUCAGAUACCUAUGAGUUUGACGAGGUUCUUACUGAAUAUUCAUCACAGAAGCGUGUCUAUGAGGUUGUUGCCAAGCCUGUUGUCGAGGUAUGUUUUUUGAGGCAUCUUGUUUUUUAGACUCUGGCGACUUGG